Conger conger (European conger) is the source of this 2079-nucleotide messenger RNA. Its product is annotated as LRRN4 C-terminal-like protein. The record is from RefSeq and is a predicted model, not a curated record. Bases 165 to 935 code for a protein of 256 amino acids. NCBI's taxonomy places the organism in Eukaryota, Metazoa, Chordata, Actinopteri, Anguilliformes, Congridae. Gene Ontology annotation, molecular function: protein binding. The transcript is spliced from 2 exons.
UGGGGAAAGAGGGAGUGCUGAAAGGAGGGGAAAGUUUGGGGGAGCUUAUAAAAGAAGUACCGCCGAGAAGAGUGGGAAACCAUUUUUGGAAAGAGAGAAGAACCAAAGAAAGGGAAGUGGUGAAAAAGAACAUUUCCAUAGAGAUCCUAAGCAUUUAAGACACAAUGGCAGCUCCUGAUUUUCCAGCAUUGUCGCUACUGAUCGCCUUAGUCUUCCUGUUGAACGGCUACUUGGCCGACCCGCUCAAGGCCCCAGAGGGUAACAGCACGUCAGCUAGGCCUAUGAUAACCCCCUUUCGAAUCCGCUACGUGACGGGCCCCUCCGACUACGACUAUAAAGACGAGGAGGAUGAAAACAAACCCACAAGCAUCGCCCAGCCCCAGGACCAAACCCCGAAAUUAAUCCCGCGACCCUGCGACUACAACCCGUGCCAGGACCAGCAGGUGCCCUGUGCCCAGCUCGCAGCCCUCAGUGACUGCCUGUGCCCCGGGGUCACCGGGCCUCAGGAACUCCCAGAGGCGCCCUCUUUGGGGAAGAUCGUCCAGGAGGGGUCGGAGACGGUUGUCACGUGGUGCGCCCCACACUCCUCGGUGUCCUCCUACCGGGUGGUGGUGGAUGGCGGGGAGCCCCUGGUUUUCGGGGAGCGGCUGAGGAGGGCGGUGUUAGGGGGGCUGGCGGCGGGGGCGAGGGUGUGUGUGGAGGCUGUGAAUGACGCCGGCACCAGCACCCCCUCGCCGCAGUCCUGUAAGGAGUACGAGCCCCCGGGCGAUGAGGGCCUGUCACUCAGGGCGGGGAUAAUCGGAGGAGGCUUGGGGUUCAUUCUGCUUCUUUCUCUGUCCGCACUGCUGCUCUGGAAAUUCAACUCCUGCAGGAAACCAGGGAGUGACAGUGAGGGCCUGGGGAACCUCUCGUACAGCUCCGAGGGCCCCCUUUGAGAGGGCCCCCUUCGAGAGGGCCCCAAUUGGGCAGAGAAUGACACGUUCUCCAUGGGAAAGCGCUGACAUCACCAGAAAGUAGGCAGAGAGAAAAUGCAAAGAUGAGUGGGUUUGCUGUCCUUGUUUCUACACAAAAGUGUAGCAUCUGUGACUAUCCUAACUGAAUUGACCUGGGAGGAGAAUAAUUUCCAAGAUAACUAGUACAGGGUAAAUUACAUGGUUGUUUAAGGAAGACACUUCUGCAGGGUGGAAAGACCAUGUGUUUUAGCAUAAGACGAACUUUGAUGCCGUGCUCGAUGGGAAGAUGAGGAAAAGGGUGGAACUUGAUUACUUGAAUGAAUGUCCUGGUUAUAUUCCCAACCUGGCUCUCUCAUCCUGCCAACCAAUCAGCCUCCUGCUUAAUUGAUUAAAUUAAGGUCUCUUCCCUCUCCACCUCAGCUGUUGUGUGAUGAGCAAUCUGGCACAAAAUGGACCCAGGUGGUUGGUGGUGGUGGUUGAAGAAAGUUUCCCCUUCAUCACUGCAAUGAGUUUUCGGUGUGAAAUAGUACUAUAUACAUGUAAGGAAUUAGUAUUGUUGUUAAUGAAAUGUCUUACAGAAUUGUCAGGGGAAGAGAUGGCAUAGCAGUGACUGAGUAUGUAGAACUGGACAGAAGAUGGACCAACAGGGGGGAAGUUCCUCGGGGAACAGAGUGAGAGGUCCUUUGACAGGUUGAGGGCUAUUGUUCUUAUUAAUAAUUUCACAACAUUACCUACUGUGUUAACCUCCACUUGUCCAAAAUGUUCAUAUCUUUCAUGUCUUAAAAAAAAGAUCUUUCUAAUAGUAACAAUGAGUGAAUUUUAGAAUCUGUAUUUAAUAGCUUGUUGUAGUUUGAUAGGACUGGCACUGCACUGGAUUAACAGAAAUUAUUUUUUUUAUUUGAAUUAUUAUUGUAUAUGUUUACACUUUUAAUUUAUUUGUAUUGCGUGGUUGUGACUGCUUAGUGCAUUUUAUAAGCUCUCGAGACUUGAAAAUAAAUAAAUAAAUGUACAAUAUAUGUGUUCAAAUGCCUUAACUGAGAAUGAAGCUCUGAGAACCAUUUCAACACUGUUGUUAUAAUUCUUAGCAGAAUUGUAGGCAAAGUAAAGAAAAACAAAACCAAACAAA